AUGUCCGUUCCUGGUCAGGCCAGGCCGAUGGGGGCUAGCUUCGGGCUGUCCGCUGACAGCCAUCAAGAUUUCUAUAACGAAUGGCUAGCCCGCCAAUUUCGAAAAGACAACAAGGCGACCGAUAUCUAUAGCGUUCCCGACUCCCCCCCACCCCCUCCCGUCGCAGACUGCCCUUUCGAAUACGUCGACGAAGACGUGUACGAAAGCUUCGACUAUCAUCCUGGGCACGGCAUCGACGAGGAUCCGUCGGACGACGAGAGGCCGCCCGCUCAAACGUCGAUCACAGCACCCGUCGAUAGUGCAGGUGGCCCUCCGGAUGAUAGAUCAGCGGCGGAUCCGAGGAAGGUCUAUACAAUGAUUGAAAAACAGAUGAGUAAUUCCAGUGACAACUGGAAGAAACAGCACCACUAUAACAGGGAGAUCCAAAGAAGUGUGAAGGACAUGGCGGAGUCAUGCGAUAAGAUCCGUCCCCUCGAAGAUACGGUGCUCAAGCUGCAGGCCGAGGUUGCCAGACUCCAGGGUCUCGUCGAACAGCAGGGAGUGUCAGCCGAGGGUCCAGACAACCGGAGGAAAAUCCGCACUAGGAGAUCGCCGCAAUAG
Messenger RNA from Penicillium chermesinum, 600 nucleotides. RefSeq lists its product as uncharacterized. The transcript has 3 exons. Lineage: Eukaryota; Fungi; Ascomycota; Eurotiomycetes; Eurotiales; Aspergillaceae. The coding region runs from base 1 to 600 and encodes 199 amino acids. The record is from RefSeq and is a predicted model, not a curated record.